This is a messenger RNA of Dermatophagoides farinae (American house dust mite), 1748 nucleotides long. The record is from RefSeq and is a predicted model, not a curated record. NCBI's taxonomy places the organism in Eukaryota, Metazoa, Arthropoda, Arachnida, Sarcoptiformes, Pyroglyphidae.
CUCUCAUUCACUAUAAUAUAACGUGUGUGUUUGUGUUGUGAUAAUAAUCUAGUGGGUAGCAAGUAAUAAAAGUAAAAGCAAAAUUUAUCGUCAUUUUGUUAUGUGAAAAUUUUGUUUGUUUGUGCGUGUAGAUGCUUAAUAAUGAAGUGUUGAUUUUAUUUCCGUAGAAAUACUAAAAUUCAUAGCAGAAAAAAAAAUCGUAUCGACCAUUUUUGACUACACAAUUCAUCUUAAUAAUCGUCGUCGAAGAGAAGCAUUCAAAAACAACCUUGUUAAAGUUUUUCUUGUUGUUGUUGUUGUUGUUGUUGCCGUUGUUGUCAAGUUUAGAUAUAUAGAAUUUAAAUUUAAAAUUUCAGUGUACGUUCUUUUUGUCAUUGAUAAUUUCAUCAUCAAAUUGUGUAUUGUUUUAAAUGGCACCAAAAUUUGCUCCAAAAGUUUGGAAACGACCAUAUACAAGUAUCUAUAACGAUAAUUAUCGUUAUGGAAAUUCAUUGUAUUCGGAUGCAGUUGAUGAAAUUGAACGUAAAUAUAAUGAAGCAUUGGCUCGUACUAGUUUUCGUCGUGAUCGACCUGAUUUAGGAUUAUCAACUUUUGCCGAUAGUCAAUUGAUGGGUGAAUCAGUGGCAAGAAAUUUACGUACACAGGCAGCAAAUGAUUCAUUAUCGAAUGAAUUAACACGAACAUUGUCAACAGAACGUGUUAAUAGUUAUCUUGAAGGUAGUGAACGACGUGCACAUUCAGCUGCAUUGGCAUCAUCGCCAUCAUUCGAUUCAUAUUAUUCAUCACGUCAAUUGGAUCGUUUGAAUUCAGAGCUAGAAGAUAGCCGUCUACGACGAUCCGCAUCACGACGAUCAAUGUCAAGACGACCGGAAUCAGCUUAUUAUACACGACAAUCAUCAUAUGAAAUGUCAACAUUAAACGAUGAUGUUGGUAAACCACGUGAUUCAUUCUGGAUGGAACGAUGCAAUGAAUUAUUGAAAGAAGUUGAACUAGUACGUUUGGAUCUAAAUGAAUCGGCUAAUAAAAUCAAACAAGAACAGGCAGUGUUGAAGGGUAAAACGGAUCGUGAAGUAACCGAUCUAAUGAUUACUAUUGAAGAUCAAGAUCGUCAGUUGAAUGAUUUGCAAAAACAAUUACGUAAACAAGCGAAACAAGUUUCGGAUAUAUCGCUUGAAUUGCAAGCAUCACAACGACAAUAUCAAGAUGUUAAUGAACAAUUGGGACAAUCACAGAAACGUUGUCUAAAUCUUCAUCAUGAAUUGGAAGAGAUGAAAAAUAAUCUGGAAAAGUCACAUAUCUAUACAUCGUUUGCAAAAGAAUUGAGUAAAUCAACAUCAACUAUGCAAAUGCCUGAACAUUAUAAUGUAAAACGUGAUCCAAGAUUUCAAUUGAUGGAAUAAAAUGAAAUGAAAUGAAUAACAUGCAUACAUGAAUAGAAAGAAUCGUGAACAAUACAGAAAAAAAACCAAUAAUUUAAACUGGAACAACAGGAAUAUACGAAUAUAUAAUAAAUUCUUGUCAACUGCCACAUUUAGAAAUUGACAUCUUUAACUAAUUUUACUUUCAUUUGACGAAAAAAAAACAAAAAUCUAAUAUAUCCUUAUUUAUUUAUUUUAAUUUGAAAAUUAUAUUUCAACCACCAGCACCACCACCACCACCACCAUCAGAAAAAAAAGAAACCUCCACCCUAACCAUGAAUAGUGUUUAUGAUUUGUGAAAUUUGAUUAAAUUGCACCUAACACCCAAAA